UCUAUAAUUAGCGACCCUGCGGUUCCUAACCUCCUUCUUCUUCUUCUUCCCCUUCUUCAUUCCCCCCUUCCCCAGCAGCUUCAUUUGUCAUCCCCCUCUUCCCCCUUCUCGCUCGCUCGCUUUCCCAAAUUACUCCAGCUGGUUCGUCUUCCCUGGCGGAGCAGCAGGAGCUCUUCAGAUCCAGUACACAAGCACAGGUUCAUCACCACAAACUCAUGAAUUCUGGUAGUAGGCUUUAAUUUGUACUUAUUUCUAGUAUUCAUGUGUCUGUCCUUCGUGUCUAUAGUUACAUGUAAUGGUAGUCUUAGCUAGAUCUCGAUCCUUCUUGAGGUGUGGUGUAGCCUGUAGGCUUACAUCUCCUUCAAUCUCCAGAGAUCAUCAUUUCUAGCUAAAUACAAAAUCGACUACAGUUACAUAGAUCUCUGCUCAUCCCACUGAAAUAUUCCUUGUACUUGAUGGCCUUCUGUCUUCUCCAUUCUCGUUUGUUCCUCUCCCUUUGGUUCCCAAAGUUCUAAUGGCAUGGGGAACCACGUGUAGGGCGUAGAGCACAGCCCUCUAUAUAUGCUUAGUACAAGCACCAAAUCCGCACCUCAAACUACUCAACGUGUACGAGCUCUGCCUCCUCGUCGCGCUUUUUUUUUUUCUAAUAAUCCCCGCCGCCGCUAGCUGCCUCCUCGCGCGCUGCUGGUUUUUGUUGCCUUCUACUACCUCGCCACGCCUGCGGCCUCGGCCCCCUACAUGAUGCAGUUCACGCAUACUGCGCCACCGCCGCCGCCUCAUGCUGCUGGAGGUCUAGGGCUAGGGCUCUUCCUUGACGUCGGCGCGCCGAGGGCGGCACGCGGCCCGUGGCCCGGCAGCUUCCCGACGCCGGCGUCCAAGAUCUCGCUCGGCAACCUCAACAGCACCAGCUGCAUGGAGCAGCUGCUGGUGCACUGCGCCAACGCCAUCGAGGCCAACGACGCCACGCUGACGCAGCAGAUCCUCUGGGUGCUCAACAACAUCGCGCCGCCCGACGGGGACUCCAACCAGCGCCUCACGGCGGCCUUCCUCUGCGCGCUCGUCGCGCGCGCGUCCAGGACCGGCGCCUGCAAGGCCGUCACCGCCGCCGUCGCCGCCGCCGUCGAGUCGGCCGCGCUCCACGUGCACCGCUUCACGGCCGUCGAGCUCGCCAGCUUCGUCGACCUCACGCCAUGGCACCGCUUCGGCUACACGGCCGCCAACGCCGCCAUCCUCGAGGCCGUCGAGGGCUUCCCCGUCGUGCACGUCGUCGAGCUCGGCACCACGCACUGCAUGCAGAUCCCCACGCUCAUCGACAUGCUCGCCAGCCGCGCCGAGGGGCCACCGAUCCUCCGGCUCACGGUCGCCGACGUCGCGCCCAGCGCGCCGCCGCCAGCGCUCGACAUGUCCUACGAGGAGCUCGGCGCGAAGCUGGUCAACUUCGCGCGAUCGCGCAACAUGUCCAUGGACUUCCGGGUGGUGCCCACCUCGCCGGCCGACGCCCUCACGUCCCUGGUGGACCAGCUCAGGGUGCAGCAGCUGGUCCUGGACGGGACGGAGGCGCUCGUCGUCAACUGCCACAUGCUGCUGCACACGGUGCCGGACGAGACGGCGGGGUCUGUGAGCCUGACGCAGCCGGUGUCGCUGCGGACCAUGCUCCUCAAGUCCCUCCGGACGCUGGACCCCAACCUGGUGGUGGUGGUGGAGGAGGACGCGGACUUCACGGCGGGCGACGUGGUGGGGAGGCUCCGCGCGGCGUUCAACUUCCUCUGGAUCCCGUACGACGCCGUGGACACGUUCCUGCCCAAGGGGAGCGAGCAGCGGCGGUGGUACGAGGCGGAGAUCGGGUGGAAGGUGGAGAACGUGCUGGCGCAGGAGGGCGUGGAGCGGGUGGAGCGGCAGGAGGACAGGGGGAGGUGGGGGCAGAGAAUGCGCAGCGCGGGGUUCCGGGCGGUGGCGUUCGGCGAGGAGGCCGCCGGGGAGGUGAAGGCGAUGCUGAACGAGCACGCGGCGGGGUGGGGGAUGAAGCGGGAGGACGACGACCUGGUGCUCACGUGGAAGGGCCACAACGUCGUGUUCGCGUCGGCGUGGGCGCCCUCGCCGUCGUGAGUUUUAUCGACCGGGUGUGGAUGGUGGCAUAUGCAGUGCAGUUUCAGAAGGUGAGUAGGCAUGUAUGUGUGAUCUUCCAUGACAUGGGAUUAGGGUUUGUGUUUGUGUGUUUGUGUGCAUGAUAUCAAAGAUUAUCUUGUUAUAAAUUGGGUUUACUAGCUGAUUCAUUACUUAGUAGCUAGCUAGAUUGAUGAUGAUCAGUUUGAUCUGCAAUGACUCACACUCUCUCAUGCAAUCUUUCGAUCUGCCUGAUUCAAAA
Sorghum bicolor (sorghum) is the source of this 2365-nucleotide messenger RNA. Its product is annotated as scarecrow-like protein 32. NCBI's taxonomy places the organism in Eukaryota, Viridiplantae, Streptophyta, Magnoliopsida, Poales, Poaceae. Gene Ontology annotation, biological process: regulation of DNA-templated transcription. Gene Ontology annotation, cellular component: nucleus. The transcript has a single exon. The record is from RefSeq and is a predicted model, not a curated record. Gene Ontology annotation, molecular function: DNA-binding transcription factor activity; sequence-specific DNA binding. The coding region runs from base 739 to 2106 and encodes 455 amino acids.